AUGCGAUUUCGAAAUGUAGUACUGGUGGUGUUAGCCGUUGUGCUUGUCAUGGGAGCAGACGGCGCUCGAGACAGAAGCCGUAAGAAGAAUCGUGAUAAGGGGAAGUCCGCUGAAACCGAAAGCGCUAUAGACGACGAGAGCAGAAGAGGCUUCGGCGAAUCUGAAGGACUAUCGGAAAAAGCUCGCGAAAGGAACAGAGAACGAGAAAGAGAGCGUGAGCGCGGCAUGGAAACAGGAGCAAAGGAGAAAGAGGAGGAGAGCAGUGAAGAAAAAGACGACGAUAAGAAGGAGAAGAACGCCACCGAUGCCAAGGAAAUCGUAGUGCUCGAGGUUGAUACUAUAACUAUAGGAGAGAGUGUUAUGUUGUUUGCGAAUAUUGUUGUUAAGGCUCGAUUACGUAGAUCCAGAGAGUUUGAUGAGAACGCUAAGUACGGCAGGAGGAGAAGCAUCUCGAACAAGAACGAUGGCAACAUGCAACUUCAUAGAAAAUCUACAGAGCUCAAUGACGGCAAACACAUUCCGUUGGAUGAGGUGCAGGAUAAACGACACCACAUCAAACACAGAGGUCGCAGAACUUUGGAACAUGGUGAAGUGCAGGAGCUUGACUACGGUAAACAGGAGCCUCUUAAUAGGAAUGAAUCACAUUCGAGACAAAGGUUACGCAGAACACUGGAACUCGUGAAAACACAAGAGGUCAAUGACGGUGAACAAAAACCACUCGAUAAUAGGCCUUCACAAACACAUCAAAGGUUACGCAGAACGCUGGAUCUCGUGAAGACACAAGAGAUAAACGACGGUGAGCAGAAACCACUCGAUAACAGGCCUUCACAAACACAUCAAAGGCUACGCAGAACGUUGGAACUCGUGAAGACACAAGAGAUAAACGACGGUGAACAGAAACCAUUGGAUAAGAGGCCUUCACAGACACAUCAAAGAUUACGUAGAACACUGGAACAGCUUCCCAAAGCUCGGGAACUCAACGAUGGUGAACAGAAACCUCUCGAUAAGAGACCUACCCAGUCUGAACAAAGAUCACGCAGAACAUUGGAGCUGGUUAAAGCUGUUGAGAUCAACGAUGGUGAAGAAAUGCCUCUUGAGAAAAGACCUACGCAAACACAUCAACAUCGCGUUAGACGCUGGCCCGGACCCGGAAAGCAAACACACCAUGGGCGAGCCCAUAAGAAACUAAGAGUUCGCGAAAAGAAAAAGACCAUGCCUGUUGUGAGACAGCACAGAGUAAUGAGGAUCCGCAGGGCGGAAAGGGAAGAGCACAACAAGGAAGAGGAAAAGAAGCAUCAGACGCAGCUGAGGAAGGAUUCGAGCUCAUCACAGUCACAGGAGGAGACGAAACAGAGAAGAGUCAGAUCAUUGGUCACUCGUGAGCUGAUUCCUAAAGGUUAUCCGCCUUACGAGACGCAGUCUGAGGAAACGAUGGAGCGAGACAAAACCCUUAAGAGCCUUUAUCCUUCUCAAUUCUUCUAA
Messenger RNA from Ostertagia ostertagi, 1482 nucleotides. NCBI's taxonomy places the organism in Eukaryota, Metazoa, Nematoda, Chromadorea, Rhabditida, Trichostrongylidae. The record is from the annotation of a GenBank genome assembly.